Stegostoma tigrinum is the source of this 6353-nucleotide messenger RNA. RefSeq names its product mitochondrial ribosomal protein L27 (gene mrpl27). The transcript has 4 exons. Gene Ontology annotation, cellular component: ribosome; mitochondrial large ribosomal subunit. Gene Ontology annotation, molecular function: structural constituent of ribosome. The coding region runs from base 223 to 666 and encodes 147 amino acids. Gene Ontology annotation, biological process: translation. Lineage: Eukaryota; Metazoa; Chordata; Chondrichthyes; Orectolobiformes; Stegostomatidae. The record is from RefSeq and is a predicted model, not a curated record.
CAUGCGCACCGCUCACGAUGGGGCGAAGCGUGCGCAAUCCCCGACCUUCGCCCAAGCCUGGGCUUGAAAAGUUCUCUUUUUGUCGUGGUUAGGAGUAAAAAUAAUCCCCACUAAGCAUCUAUUGUUCUGUAAAAUGUAGAAAGGAAUGCCUGGUUGGUGCGACCUUUAACCUUGUAGUUACACAGAGUCUGUUCAGGCUAACCAGGUUCAGGGGUCAGGAAAAUGGCGGCGCUCAUAUCGUGGAUCAGAGCUGGUACUCAAAGUGGAUUUUUGGCUUUUCCACAGUCAGCAAUUAUUGCUGUGAGAUGGGCAUCCAAAAAGGCAGGUGGCAGUUCCAAAAAUCUGGGCGGGAAGAGUCCUGGUCGGCGAUAUGGAUGGAAGAAAGGCGAUGGGGAUUUUGUUCGUAUAGGAAACAUUUUGGCAACACAGCGCCUGAUUCGCUGGCACCCAGGAGCCAAUGUUACAAUUGGUCGGAAUAACACUCUUGUCGCUCUUGAAGAUGGAAUUGUCCGUUAUACUAAGGAGAUCUAUGUACCACCACCCCGCAGCUUAGAGAGCAUGAAAGUGAUCUCUCGCCUUCCAAAGGGGACACUCCUUUACAAGACAUUUAUCAAUGUGGUUCCAAACAAGCAGGAAGGUUGCUUUAAACUGGUGGAAAUGCUUUGAUCCUGUGAUGUGGCAUAACAGAUUAAUGGAUGGGGCAAAUUGUUGGUCUUUGAAUGACAUUGGAUUUAUUCUGUUAAGCUCCUAACAGCAGCUUUAUUUGAAUUCUAUAAAUUUCACAAUUGACCCAGUGCAACCCCGUGAAUUGACACAGGUUCCUUCUGGUGAUGUUGUAACACCUGGUUUCUUGAUACUGCUGGUAUUCUUUGUGAACUGGUGUAGGGCAGUGGACGUUAUAUUUGCAGCUUCUGUUGUAAAGUCAAAAUCGUACCCUGAGCUAUGUUCAUUAUUUUUACGUGAUGUACUUCUCAUUAGAGUUGAAUUUGUUUGUGUUUGUGUUAUGUAAAAAGCCAUUGGCAAAAAUACCAACACACAACAUCUGGACAUUGCAGACAAGCUGCUAACAUCUCUCGCUGCUAAACUACACACUGUUCUGCUAGUUUUCUUCAGAUUUAGUAAAAUAAUAGCUUGAUUAGGGUACAAACCCACAAAUGGUUGAUAUGUUGCAGUGUAGGUCUAAAAUCAAUCACUCUUAAAUUAUUUGUGAACUUGCCACAAGAAUGUCAUAGACUCUCAGAAAACAGAAGGCCAUUCAAACCAUCAUGCUUAUGCUGUCUUUUUGAAAGAGCUUUACAGUUAGUUGUAAUCCCUGGUCUUCCCCCAUAUUCUUGCAAACAUUCCCUACAUUUAGCCAGUGGGUUAUUUGUUAAGAUUGGAUAACAGUCUGCCAAAAACCAUCACUCACUUAACAUCAAUAAGCUAACUUUUUGGCUUGCUCGCAUCCAAGAGUGGAAAUUCUGACUAAAAUAAACUAAUUAGCUUGAUACAGAUAUAGUAGGAACUGCAGAUGCUGGAGAAUCUGAGAUAACAAGGCGUAGAGCUGGAUGAACACAGCAGGCCAAGCAGCAUCAGAGGAGCAGGAAGGCUAAUGAUUUUUUUCUGAAGAAGGGUCUAGGCUCAAAACAUUAGCCUUCCUGCUCCUCUGAUGCUGCUUGGCCUGUUGCGUUCAUCCAGCUCUACACCUUGUUAUUUCUAAUUAACUUGGUAUCCUUUGCUCUUUAUGUGCAUGUUCCUUGCAUAAGAAACAGUGACACCUCACUUUCAUUGCUGUCCAAAUACAGGUGUUACAGGUUCUAUUUAAAAGAGAAGUGAAGUCGUAUUUUUUUUGUUUGUUUUUCAUUCCAUUGUUUUCUCUGAUCUCUUGUCCUGAUGGCAGAUUCAUGUUCAGGUGCAGAGAUGUUAGCCAGUUUUGUUUGCCUCAUUUCCAUGUUCUUCACCUGCGAACCCAGCCUGGGUCUAGUACGCUGUUUAGCCUGAAUAGAGUUCAAUAUCUCUCUUCCCACUCUUAACUGUUUCAAAUUGCACUCAAUUCCCAACACAAUAAAACCUGCACCUUGAUGAUGUGACAGCCUUCACUGCUUUCACAGUCUAUUGACUCCUGCUGCAUGGAAAAUUGCAUCAAAUACCUGCUCCAAGCUUCUGAAUGUUCCAAAAGACAUUAAAGACAAUUGCAAACAAACUAAUGUUUAGUCUGAAACUUACAAGCGUUGGAUACUUGUAAUUCACAGAAAAAAAACUAGUACAAAACAUAGCUCACAAUUUAUAAAUUGUUGCAAAACAAAAAUAUAGUGUGGUCCUCCUCACAGUCACGGUACACUGCAUUUCUACUCUAUCCCUAUGCAAUCCCUCGAUGAUUGGCACCACACUCUGAACUGUACUCCUUGGAUUGUUAUCGCCAGCACUCUUCCAUACGGAGUACUGGUUUGAAAAAAGUGCACACAGCCCCCCAAAAAAAAAACACACUCACUAUCCUGAAUUCUGUUGGGUAGCCACCUCCUGAAAUAUACAAUACAGGAAACCCUCAUUCUCCUCGAUGCCCCUCGGUGAUCUCAGCUGCCUGUCACGUUCAGAAACCUUGAGCUCAGGAUCUUGUAGUUAAAAGUACCCCAUACACAAGUGGUCAUCCAAGAUACAUGGACCUUAGAACAUGUGAUGCUUAAGAUGGGUGGUGAAGACAUUUACAGGACUAAAAUCUCAUUCAUCUUUGCUAACUGAGAGCAUACAGAGCUCUGGAUAAACAAAAAGAAAAUGCUGGAAAUUGGAAAUAAUAACAGAAAACACCAACAAUCAUUGUGGUGAAUGGAAAUGCAUUAGAAUAACCAAGCCUAGAGAUGACAAAGAUGGAUAAGAGGUUCAGUGGCAGAGGGGCUGCAAUGUUGAACAAGUAGAUGUGGGCCUAGGAUGAUGAUUAUGGGUUUAAAAUUCAUUUCAAUAUCAAAUAGAAUGCCAAGGAUCCAUACAAUUUGUUUCAGUCCAAGUGAGACUGAAAUCAGUGCUUUAAGAAGCACUGCAUUAAUAAGGAACAGUGACACAUUUAUUAAAUACAAACCAUACCUGACUACUUGUAUUGAAUUCUUUAAGUUCAAUAGAGAUGAUUGAUGAAGGUAGUGCAGUAGAUGGUGCAUAUGUUGACCUAGAAAAUUCAGUUGAAAAAGUAUCAAUUAACAUCCUCAAUUUGAUCUUAAGGGGAUAGUGAUAGCAAUAGCUUGAGAACAAAUUUGACUAAGAUACACCAGAAUGUAGUUGUGAAUGGAUGUUAUGUCUACAUCAGUGUAAGUGAUGUAAAGUGUUUCUUGAUAUUAACAAUAACAGCUAUUGAGAGGUAAUUAUAAAAACAAAGAAUAGUGGAUGCUAGGAAUCUGAAAUAAAAAGAGAAAAAUGCAAGAGAAACUCAGUAGGUCUAUCAGCAUUUAUGGAGAAAGAAACAGUUAACAUUUUGAGUCCAAUAUAACUUUGUCAGAACUCAAUUGCCAUCUAUAGAAAAUAAUUCCAAAUCUCUACCAACUUUUCUUGAAGCAGCCCCUCCAUCCUAAUCCCACUCCUACCAAUCUUUCAAAAAAAAUCUGACUCUAUCUUUUAACUUGCCUCCUAGACCUAGACUCCCCCAACAGCAGAAUAAAUUCCAUCUCCAUCCAGUGUGAGUACCAGUUCUUUACUCCACCCAAAAUCAGUGACCAAUUAUAUAUCGCACACAGUAUCAAGCAGCAAUUGCCAUGUGAUUCUGUCAAUUAUUUACUGCAGUCAAUGAUUACAACCUGUUAUUUAUUCCAUCCAGUAUCUGCACUAAUUAAAUAUCAAACACUGAAAAUAUCCCCUACCUAACGUCAGUCACUGGUUAUAUAUCCAACCAAGCAUAGGCUGCUGAUUAGACUUGCUGCUUAAACUUGUCCGCUGGUUAUAUACUCCAUCCAAUUUCAGUGCCAGUUAUUUAUUCCACCCAACUUUUAUGAUCAGUCACAUAAUCCACCCAGUAUUAACUGCCAGUUAUGCACUGAGCUGCGUAUAAACCACAGAGCAUAAAGGACUCCAAAUGAAAUCAGGUGCAAGUUAUAUAGUCCAUCCAAUUUUCCUCUCCAUUAGUUAGAGGUUAUCGCGGGUAUGUAUGUUGUUAUAAUGGGAUUAAUUUGAGGACUAAAUUAUUAAAUAUUACAUGUCACACUUGCAUUAAACAUGCAGUUAUUAAUCGUGUGAUUAAUGUAUAUAACAAAAAUUUGAAUUGUAAAUGGAAAUUUUAACAAACAGUUCAAGCUCCAUCAAAGUGAUCAAACCUUCAUUUAAAUCUAAACUAUCUGUUUCAAAACUCAAUUUUACUUCUUUCUCACCUCAUGAAACGAGACAAUUUACAUGUUUCAUGUUAUGGAUCAACUGUUGAUUCUAUUGUUCUCUCAAAGAGAAAUACAUCUGUUUGUCAUUUAUGCCAAACCUUUUCCUUCUAAUGUUUUAUAUUUUUCUCAUUAAGCAGAUAAUUAUCACUUUAGAAUUAGUUUAUUGUUGUCAGCAUUUUGAGAUUUUACAAUUUAAGAAUGUUUUGCAACAUUAUUAAUCAUCAUUCUUGUCACUAUUCUACAAAGUUAAACUUUUGAUUGUACAUCUGUACUGUUCCAUGUCAAUCUCCUUCUUCUCAAAAAAGACACUGAUUACCAUCUGUACAAAUUGUUAUCAAUUUGAUGAAUGUUCCCUACAAUUUCUACUGUAGUACCUUAAAUGAGGUUGAGAUAUAAACUGAUCAUUGCUUUUAAGAUCAGCCUAAAGUGAUUCAUGCUGUCCCACUGAACAGGCAAAAGCUAAAUGCUUCUUUAUCACUACUAUAAGAUAGUCAUCAUAGACUCAGAGGACCAGAGGGCUGCUGUCUUAUUGGAGAGUGAUGCCUGCUGGUGGUUUAACCUGAGGGUGACAUCUCAGAGGAGGGGAGAAGCUGAGAAGCACAGUCCUUCAUAGUUACCACAGUUAAUAUGGAAAUUGGCAUAACUUUGCAUUAUAAACCAACCAUUCAGCCAAACAAAAUGGAAGAGGAGGCUAUUCAGCUAAAUAAUAUUGUUGUACCAUUCAGUAAAAUCACAAAUGAUCUGUAACUUAACUCCAGCUGGCCUUGUUCACGUAACCCUUAGUAUCCUUGCCUGAAAAAAAACCUAGUCAAUCUGUUGUAAGAUUUUCAAUUGACCCUCAAAUUCAACUGUUGGGCAAAUGGAUCUGAUAUAUCUAUAUGUAUUCUCAACAUGUGUUCAAAACAUGAAUAGAACUAAUAAGGGUAGACAUUACAGAGGUCUGGUUACAAAGACACCAAAGCUGGGAACUAAAUAUUCAGCAUAUGUGACAUUUUCAAGGGACAGGUAAGAAGGAAAGGGUGGUGGGAUAGCGUUGUUGAUACUGGAUAGAAUAAAUUCAAUAGCAAGAUAUGAUCUUGAAUCAGAAACACUGGUGCUUCCAGGUGCAAUAUUGUGUAAUAUUCAUUUUGCAUUUGAGUUGGCUUCAUUUGUUUAGUCUCAGAACUCAACAAACUUGAAGUUUUGAUAUUGAAAUCAUACAGGUCCUCAUUCUAGCCGUGAUACCAUCCUGAAUAAUGUCUUUCCAGAAGACCUAAAGACAGAGGACCAGAAGGAGGCCAUUCAUCCCAAUUCUUACAUGGAUGCAGGUAAGAAAUAAAAAGGGGAAGAAGGCACUGGAACUAAUAAUCAAUAGGCCCCCCCCCCCAGUAGCCACACGGAAAACAGAUGAUAAAUCAGGAAAUAAUGAGGGCAUGUAACUAAAGCAGCUGGUAAGAUGGCUAUUUUGCAAUGCCAGCUGCGUGAGUUCAAUUCCUAUGCUAGCUGAGAACACCAUGAAGAGCCCAUUUUCCCAACAUUAUCCCUCGCCUGAGGUAUGGUUACUAUGAAGUUAAACUCGCCAGUCAUCUCUUUGUUAUGAGAGUGCAGCCCUACGGUCCACUGGGACUAUGGUAACUUUAUCUUACCAGACAUGGAGGAGUUUUAUUGAGGUGAGGUUGAGCAGGUCAGGCCUGUACUCAUUGAAAUUUAGUAGAAUGAGAGUUGACCUUAUUGACACAUCCAAGAAUUUUAGGGACCUUGACAAAAUAUAUACAGAAAGAUUGCCAUACCUCAUUGAAGAGUCCAGGACCAAAGGACAGAAUUUCAGAAUAAGGGCACACACGUUAAAAGAGACAUGAAAGAAUUUCUUUUCUCACGUGGUCAGAAUCCAUGGCAUUGGAGAGGGCUGUCAAGGUUGGAUUGCUAAGUAUAUUCAAGGCUGAUAUAGUCAAAUUUUUAAUCAGAAUGUAAAUCAAGAGUAGUAGAAACUGCAGAUGCUGGAGAAUCUGAGAAUAACAAGGUGUAGAGCUGGAUGAACACAGCUGG